Messenger RNA from Drosophila bipectinata, 422 nucleotides. RefSeq names its product submaxillary gland androgen-regulated protein 3A. The record is from RefSeq and is a predicted model, not a curated record. Lineage: Eukaryota; Metazoa; Arthropoda; Insecta; Diptera; Drosophilidae.
AUGCCACCACCUCCAGGACGCGGCUAUGGAUACGGACCUCCUCGCCCGGGACCGGGCUACGGGCCGCCGCCCCCUCGUCAAGGACCCGCCGUGAAUGUGGGCAUCAACAUUGGCGGACCACCGCGACCUCCCCCGAUGGCUGUGGGCGUCGGCUUCGCCCCACCACCUGUUGUGAUAGCUCCCCCACCGCCUCCUGCUGUGGUCAUUGGCGCACCGCCGCCGCCGGCCGUUGUGAUCGGAGCUCCGCCGCCACCGCGACCCACUGUGGUGGUGGGCGCACAGGCUCCAAUGGCCACAGUUUAUGCCCAACCGACCGGAGAGGUGCUCUGUUGCACGAUUCUUUGAUUUUGGCAUUUCGGAAAUCUGUAACGCGUGUGCUCAAGUGUUAUUCCUUAUAAUAUUAUACCCAUAUCCUACAUUUA